AUGCUGCGCACAGUGGCCCGCUCCGUCGCGCGCCAGAGCCGUACGCUGAGACCUGCGAACCGCGCACCGCAGCUCCUCCGUCCGCUCUCCACCACGGCGUGUCGCAUGUCGCGCUCGACGCUCAAGCCGGUCGACCCUCCCGUGUCGGCUGCGCUGCCCGGUGACUCGUUCCAGUUGCUCCCGGAGGCUGCAAAGGCAGGAGCGGCCGAGGAUGCGCUCUUCGACGAGCAGGUGCAGGCCGUGAAGGACUGGUGGGCGUCGCCGCGCUACAAUGGCAUCAAGCGCCCCUACUCGGCCGAAGAUGUCGUGAGCAAGCGUGGUGCGCUGCAGCAGUCGUAUCCCAGCUCGCUGAUGGCGCGCAAGCUGUUCAACCUGCUGGAGGAGCGCGCGGCCAAGGGCGAGCCCGUACAUACAAUGGGCGCUAUUGACCCUGUGCAAAUGUCCCAGCAAGCCCAAAACCAGGAAGUGCUCUACGUCUCCGGCUGGGCAUGUUCAUCCGUCCUCACCAGCACCAAUGAAGUCUCUGCCGACUUUGGCGACUACCCCUACAAUACUGUACCGAACCAGGUGCAGCGUCUCUUCAAGGCACAGCAGCUCCAUGACCGCAAGAACUGGGACAACAGGCGGAAGAUGAGCCCGGAGCAGCGGGCGAAGACACCGUACCUGGACUACAUGCGUCCCAUCAUUGCCGACGGUGAUACGGGCCACGGUGGCCUUUCGGCCGUCAUCAAGCUGGCCAAGCUCUUCGCCGAGAACGGGGCCGCCGGAGUGCACUUCGAGGACCAGCUCCACGGCGGCAAGAAGUGCGGACAUCUGGCAGGAAAGGUCCUGGUGCCUGUUGGUGACCACAUCAACCGCCUGGUCGCUGCACGAUUCCAAUGGGACACCAUGGGCUGUGAAAACCUCGUCAUUGCUCGCACCGACUCGGAGAGCGGCAAGCUGCUAUCCAGUGCCGUCGAUGUCCGCGAUCACGAAUUCAUCAAGGGCGUCACAGAAGAGUCGGAACCUCUGGCAGAAACGCUGCAGAACAUGGAGGCAGCCGGCGCGCCGGGCAAGGAGAUCGAUGCUUUCGAGGCAGCAUGGGUGAAGAAGCACAAGCUCGUCACUUACGACGAAGCUGUUGUGCAACAUCUCGAGAAGGAUGGCGCAUCGCAGUCCACCAUCGACGCAUACCUCAACGAGACCAAGCAGAAUCCGAACCUGUCCCUCCUCAAGCGUCGCGAGCUCUCAGCGAAACACACCAAGAGUCCCGUCUAUUUCAACUGGGAUAUUCCACGGACACGCGAGGGUUUCUACCACUACAAGGCCGGAGUGGCUGCUGCCACAAAGCGAGGCAAGGAGUUCGCGCCGUAUGCUGAUCUCUUGUGGGUGGAGACAGGAGACCCAAGUGUCGAGAAGGCUGCUGCUUUCGCUGGCGAGAUUAGGGAACAGUUCCCCGGCAAGAAGUUUGUCUACAACUUGUCACCCAGCUUCAACUGGAUGGGCCAGGGAUUCAGCGAGGAGGCUCUGAAGAGCUUCGUGUGGGAUCUGGCCAAGCACGGCUUCGUCUUCCAGCUCAUUUCCCUCGCCGGCAUUCACUCGACAGCGACCAUCACCUGCGAGCUAUCGCGCGCCUUCAAGGAUGAGGGCAUGCUUGCAUACGUCAAGCUUGUGCAGGCUCGCGAGAAGGAGCUCGGCUGCGACGUCCUGACACAUCAGAAAUGGAGCGGUGCCAGCUACAUCGAUGGCAUCCUCGGCCACAUCCAGAGCGGUAGCUCAGGCAGCAAGAGUAUGGGAGACGGAAACACAGAGACAGGUAUGUCGACAUCUCAAGACGAGCUAUGCCUCAAGCUAACUGUACGCAGGCUUCUAAGUACUCGACAAGCAAUAGAUGCAAUUCAAAUUCGGCACUAA
This is a messenger RNA of Didymella exigua CBS 183.55, 1893 nucleotides long. Its product is annotated as isocitrate lyase and phosphorylmutase. The transcript has 4 exons. Gene Ontology annotation, cellular component: mitochondrial matrix. Lineage: Eukaryota; Fungi; Ascomycota; Dothideomycetes; Pleosporales; Didymellaceae. Gene Ontology annotation, molecular function: isocitrate lyase activity; methylisocitrate lyase activity. The record is from RefSeq and is a predicted model, not a curated record. The coding region runs from base 1 to 1893 and encodes 630 amino acids.